AUGGAAUUUAGAUCCUUUCAAUUCUCAGAACUGACAACAGUUAACCUUUUGCAAUCAAGGGAAAAUGAUGAUGAUGAGGAGGAGGAGGAUGACGAUGAUGACGACGACGAUUAUGAUCAUGAUGAGGCUAAAAGUGAUCCUGAUUUUUAUCAUACUACGUGGUUGUUUGAGACGAAGGAGACUUACGGGUAUGGAAAUGGUGGGUGGCCUAAAGAUGGGUAUGGUGCUGGUUUUGAGAAUUGGAAGGAUUCUAAAUUUUAUGGAGAAAAGGAGAAAAUCGCGAAGAGAGGAGAAAUGUAUUCUUUGUUGUUUGAUCCAGCUUAG
Messenger RNA from Dovyalis caffra, 324 nucleotides. NCBI's taxonomy places the organism in Eukaryota, Viridiplantae, Streptophyta, Magnoliopsida, Malpighiales, Salicaceae. The record is from the annotation of a GenBank genome assembly.